Messenger RNA from Chelmon rostratus (copperband butterflyfish), 1173 nucleotides. RefSeq names its product ORMDL sphingolipid biosynthesis regulator 2 (gene ormdl2). Gene Ontology annotation, cellular component: endoplasmic reticulum membrane. The coding region runs from base 45 to 506 and encodes 153 amino acids. NCBI's taxonomy places the organism in Eukaryota, Metazoa, Chordata, Actinopteri, Chaetodontiformes, Chaetodontidae. The record is from RefSeq and is a predicted model, not a curated record. The transcript has 4 exons. Gene Ontology annotation, biological process: intracellular sphingolipid homeostasis; ceramide metabolic process; negative regulation of ceramide biosynthetic process.
UGAAAAACGAGGAAUUUCCUGGUGAGCAACGACAACACAGGAAGAUGAAUGUGGGCGUAGCUCACAGUGAGGUGAACCCCAACACGAGGGUGAUGAACAGCAGAGGAAUAUGGCUCACCUACCUGCUGCUCACCGUCGUGUUGCACAUCGUCCUGCUCAGCAUUCCUUUCUUCACUGUGCCGCUCGUCUGGACCCUUACCAAUGUCAUUCACAACCUGGUGAUGUACCUGUUUCUACACACAGUGAAGGGCACUCCGUUUGAGACACCAGACCAAGGCAAAGCUCGUCUGCUCACACACUGGGAACAGAUGGACUACGGAGUCCAGUUCACAUCUUCGCGAAAAUUCCUCACUAUCUCACCAAUUGUUCUGUAUAUUCUUGCCAGUUUCUACACAAAAUAUGAUCCCACACAUUUCCUUAUCAACACAAGCUCCCUCCUUAGUGUCCUCCUCCCAAAGUUGCCUCAGUUUCAUGGAGUACGGAUAUUUGGGAUCAACAAAUACUGACAGAACUGACUUACUGGAUUUUAACCACCAACACUGGACUUGCAGUUUUCUGUUUCUGCUGAACUAUUUUAUGUUUAGAGGUUGAGGAGAAAACAACCAGUUGGAUUUGUCUUAACUGUGCACACUGUGUGGAGUAAUGUGUGACAUUUGCAGUUUGUGCUGCCUCUUGGAGCUUGGAAAAAAAAAGACGGUAAAAGCACCACUGCUGUACCAAAUGUCUUUUUUUUUUUUUUCUUAUUGAUCAGAUGUAUAUCAAAAGCCAGACACUUUGUUCUUGGCAUCAAGCGAGAGCAAAUUUGAACUGCACUGCUUUCAAAUUUAUGUUUAUUGAUGAUUUUAAAAAUGUCAUCACCCUCUGUCUCGGCCUCUCUGUUAGAAACUGCACAUCUGUAAAACUGUCCAGCUGUUGUGAAUGUGAAUGAAUUCAUUGUGGCAGUUUGGUUCAUGCUCUAAUAACACUUGCACAAGUUUCCGUUUUCUUUCAUGUUUUUUGUUUUCUCGAUUUACUGUGAACGAUUUACACGCAGCAUGCAUUUACACGGCUACAAUAAACACUGCAGUCUUUACUUUGCUGUUAUACACAUAAUCAUGUAAUUUACUGCUUGCUUUAAGCUGGAUGUCUUUUCCCACUUAUAAAAUGAGCAGUGAACGCUCCACGGUGUGUACA